GUACGCGCCAGGGGUUCCGCAUCCCUGUUCCCCAAUCUCUUUGGUUGCCCCCUUUUGAGCCCGCACUCAGCCCUUACCUCCUGUCCACCCCGGGACGCAGAGAGAAUGGAGAUGGGAGGGGAGGCGACGUAGAGGGCUGAGGAGGGAUCUGUGGGAGGGUGUACGGACGCUGGCGAGUAGUCGGCGGGGGAGGGGUGGGCCACUAGGAGAAUUGGAGAUGGGGCGGGCCGAUGGGGCUGCUGAGGCCAAGGGAGCCCAGGAUCAGAGGACUUCUGCACUGACCCAGGGGCUGGAGAGAAUCCCAGACCAGCUCGGCUACCUGGUUUUGAGUGAAGGCGCAGUGCUGGCGUCAUCUGGGGAUCUAGAGAAUGAUGAGCAGGCAGCCAGUGCUAUCUCUGAGCUGGUCAGCACGGCCUGUGGCUUCCGGUUGCACCACAGCACGAACAUACCCUUCAAGCGCCUAUCGGGUGUGUCUCCUCUCCAGUGGUCUUUGGAGAACACACGCUGCUGGUGACCGUGUCAGGACAGAGGGUAUUUGUGGUGAAGAGGCAGAACCGAGGCCGGGAGCCUGUUGACGUCUGAGCCUGCCAGAGGGCAAGGGGCAGAGGUGGAUUGGGUCCAUGAGCCUCUGUGAUGAGGAAGACGCAAACCUCCUCCACCUCUUUCUUGGCUUGCUGCUAGAACUAAGGCUUUCUGCUCACCCACUGCCCCACCCCUACCUGCAAGGGCAGAGGCUUGGGGACUUUGCACUGUGUCAAGGAGAGUGAGGGCAAGGGGAUCUCCCUCUUCCCUCCCUCCCUCCUAAUAAACAUGAGUUUGAUGCUCCCA
Messenger RNA from Lynx canadensis (Canada lynx), 828 nucleotides. It is a transcript of the gene LAMTOR4, whose product is annotated as late endosomal/lysosomal adaptor, MAPK and MTOR activator 4. The coding region runs from base 218 to 514 and encodes 98 amino acids. Gene Ontology annotation, molecular function: guanyl-nucleotide exchange factor activity. The record is from RefSeq and is a predicted model, not a curated record. Gene Ontology annotation, biological process: positive regulation of TOR signaling; cellular response to amino acid stimulus. The transcript has 4 exons. NCBI's taxonomy places the organism in Eukaryota, Metazoa, Chordata, Mammalia, Carnivora, Felidae. Gene Ontology annotation, cellular component: Ragulator complex; lysosome.